This is a messenger RNA of Oncorhynchus keta (chum salmon), 2228 nucleotides long. RefSeq names its product neuronal acetylcholine receptor subunit beta-2. Lineage: Eukaryota; Metazoa; Chordata; Actinopteri; Salmoniformes; Salmonidae. The transcript has 5 exons. Gene Ontology annotation, molecular function: transmembrane signaling receptor activity; acetylcholine-gated monoatomic cation-selective channel activity. Bases 435 to 1946 code for a protein of 503 amino acids. The record is from RefSeq and is a predicted model, not a curated record. Gene Ontology annotation, cellular component: neuron projection; synapse; postsynaptic membrane. Gene Ontology annotation, biological process: chemical synaptic transmission; regulation of membrane potential; monoatomic ion transmembrane transport.
UCCAGUAGCUGGUCAUUCAUCUCCAUAGCCGCCAUAUUUCAGGGAAAAUAACGUUUCAAAACUCAAGUCAAACUAGGGAAACGUUUUCUGCGCCCCGGGUUUGCUGUGCGCUCACAGUUCCUGGUGGGUUCGGACGCAUAGCCCCACUCAGACGCCUUGUGACAGAAACAAGCCUCCGCAUCUGGGAAGAGUGAACAAUCUUCUCCUCGCCUCGUAACGAGAUUUGAAGCCUCUCCCUUUAUCAAACCAACGGACAUCGUCGGAUACCAACGAUUUAUAAUGACACUUUAAGUCACCCUCUUACCGCGCGCUGGUGUGUGCUGUCUCUGGUAUUAUUUUUCAUUUUCACACUGAGGGCGAAAAGGGGGGAAACAGACAACUCGUACAUCUCCAAGUUUUCGGGUUGUCGGUCGCAGUGGAGGGAGCGAGAGGCGAUGGCAGACCCGGUGACAGCAGCGCUCGCUCUCCUGGUUCUCACCUUGGCAACUGCCUUGGGUGCGGAGAUAGAGGAGCGACUGGUGACCCACCUGCUGUCUCCAGAGCGCUACAACAAACUGAUCAGACCUGCUGUCAACAAGAGCCAACAGGUCACCAUCCAUAUACAGGUGUCCCUAGCCCAGCUCAUUAAUGUGAAUGAAAGAGAACAGAUCAUGACCACCAACUGCUGGCUGACUCAGGUAUGGAAUGACUACAGGUUGGUGUGGGACCCAGAAGAGUAUGAGGGCAUUAAGAAGGUUCGCCUCCCGUCUCAACACAUCUGGCUGCCUGACAUCGUCCUCUACAACAAUGCGGAUGGGAACUACGAGGUGUCAUUCUACUCCAACGCGUUGGUCUCCAACAAUGGAGAGGUGUACUGGCUGCCCCCCGCCAUCUACAAGUCGGCCUGCAAGAUCGAGGUCCGCGACUUCCCCUUCGACCAGCAGAACUGCACGCUCAAGUUCCGGUCCUGGACCUACGACCACACGGAGAUCGACCUGAUCCUGCUCAGCGACUUCGCCAGCCGCGACGACUUCAAGCCCAGUGGCGAGUGGGACAUCGUGUCUCUGCCGGGACGCAAGAACGAAGACCCCUCUGACAUCACCUACCUGGACAUUACCUAUGACUUCAUCAUCAAGCGCAAGCCACUGUUCUACACCAUCAACCUCAUCAUCCCCUGUGUGCUGAUCACCUCUCUGGCCAUUCUGGUGUUCUACCUGCCGUCUGACUGUGGAGAGAAGAUGACUCUCUGUAUCUCGGUCCUCCUGGCCCUCACUGUGUUCCUGCUGCUGAUCUCCAAGAUCGUCCCGCCUACGUCCCUGGCUGUCCCUCUCAUAGGGAAGUAUCUGAUGUUUGCCAUGGUGCUGGUCACCUUCUCCAUCGUCACCAGUGUGUGUGUGCUCAACGUGCACCACCGCACGCCCUCCACACACACCAUGCCCCGCUGGGUUAAACGCCUCUUCCUGCACCGCCUCCCCUCCUUCCUGUUCAUGCGUCGGCCGGGCAGCUCCAACAUCCGGGAGAGGUUCCGCCAGAAGCACCAGCGGCGUUCCUACUCCGACCUGAAGCUGAGAGACGGGGCGGUGGCCGCGGGGGGGAUGGGGGUGGCAGGGGGGUCUGGGAUGGGUAGCGCUGACUCCUUCUAUGUGAAUGAGGAGUCGGCCAAGCGGUACGGCUGGAAGAUCAGUGACCUGUCAGAGAAUACAGAGUUCAGGAAGAGGAUGACGGUGAAGUGUCACGCAGAUGUGGAGGAGGCAGUGGACGGGGUGCGCUACGUCGCCGAGAAGAUGAAGAUCGAGGAUAACGAUGAGGGGGUCAUCGAGGACUGGAAGUACGUUGCCAUGGUGAUAGACCGGCUGUUCCUGUGGAUAUUUGUGUUUGUGUGCAUCACCGGGACGUUGGGGCUGUUCAUGCAGCCCCUCUUUCAGAGCUACAACACACCCACGGCAGAUGACCUGGAGCAGAACUGACCUACGACCUUUGACCUGAAACAUGACCCUGACGCCCCCCCCAACACCCUCAUGGGGAAAAAACACCUCGAGGGAAACAGCUACUUACCAACACCUUGAAACAGAACUGUGUCAUUUUGACACACUCACAUACUGUACGCACACAGCACACCCGCCCCCACAACACCAACCAACGCCCCUCAUCCUCCCUCUUAAAGGGAUAGUUCAUCCAAAUUACAAAAUGACACAUUGGUUUCCUUACCUUGUAAACAGUCUGUGGACAAGGUAUGACAGCAAUCCAUU